Molecule: messenger RNA, 3059 nt
Organism: Ictalurus furcatus (blue catfish)
Lineage: Eukaryota; Metazoa; Chordata; Actinopteri; Siluriformes; Ictaluridae
Gene: tlcd3bb
Product: TLC domain containing 3Bb
Exons: 7
Coding region: 809-1717 (302 amino acids)
Biological process (GO): ceramide biosynthetic process; lipid homeostasis
Cellular component (GO): membrane; endoplasmic reticulum
Molecular function (GO): sphingosine N-acyltransferase activity
Source: RefSeq, a predicted model, not a curated record
UAAAGACAUCUUGCAAAAGGGGGGCCUCGGUCAAAUUUUAACACCAUUUGAGGGGCCUCGCCCUGGAAAAGUUUGGGAACCCCUGCCCUAGGAUAUCCCCCAGGCUCCUUGUGACCCUGUGUAAGAUAAACGGUACCGAAAAUGGAUGGAUAUUUACAGUUGUAUGCAGUCUGGAAUGGUGGUAUUGUGCUGUUUUUAGUAUGGAACAAUAGUAGGCCUACGCCACCUAAGGUGACUGCUAAGCUCAUCCUUGUGCAUCCUGUCCUCACUGUGCAUCCUCAUCAAUAAUGUAGCAUAAUAACAGCUGGCACGACAGAACCGCAGGUUUAGUCUGUAUUCAUCUACGUCCAGCUCCAGUGUAGUCAGCAAAACGCUGUUUUAAACCAUGACCCGAAAAUGGUCCAGACUCCAAGGAAAUUAAAGCGCCAGCAGCGUCUGAAAAAAAAAAAAAAAAAUGAAAAGAAAAAGGGGGCAGAUUUAAAGGGCGAGAUCGGUGUUGAAGUGCGGAUGGGGCAAACCACAUAAGCGGAGAGGAAGUGAGAGAGAGACAAGAGCAGCAUCUGCUCGCACCCUGAAGCGCCUCGCACCACUGACAGCGUACACACAACAGCUCGACGGAACCACGACCAUGUCGGUAAACAGCACGGGGUGUCUUAACCGGACAUCACCGCUGUCUUUUACCGGGAUGCGGAUUUCUACAGGCCGCUGACUGAAACACCGCAACAAAGGAGGGAAGGACAGCAGACGCUCUAAAACGGUCCGAGUGCUUUGUGAACGCUGCGUCAGUUGACCUCACCCACCAACGAUCAUGUUAUCCAUCUUGGCUGCGGGCUCGGUGUUUUUCCCUGGGCUUUUCCUCUUGUCCAAGCAGUGUCUGAAACGGCUGCCUGGUCUAGGAUGGCACGAGGGGGAUGCGGUGAUGGUGUCAGCCAGGUUGGUGUCAUCCGUUCAAGCCGUCAUGGCCUCCUCGGCUGGUUACAUCAUCUCAACUUCCUGUGAUGACAUCAUCGAGGAUCAGCACUGGCUGACCACAUCCUACAUCCUGUUCGCCGUGCCCUACUUCGUGUACGAUAUAUACGCCAUGUUCCUGUGCUACUGGCACAAGCUUCAGGUCAAAGGUCACGAGGUGGAUAACGGCCCCAAGUCCAAGUCUGUGGCCCUGAGCAGCUACCUCCGCAGAGAGUUCCUCAUGGUCUUACAUCAUGUAGUCAUGGUCACCGUGUGCUUCCCCGUCUCCGUGUUCUGGAGGCAGGGGAAGGGUGAUUACUUCCAGGGCGUCAUGUUCCUAGCUGAGCUCAGCACUCCCUCCGUCUGCUUAGGCAAAAUCCUUAUUCAGUAUAAGCAGCAGCACACACUACUUCACAAAGUGAAUGGGGCUCUCAUGCUGGUCACUUUCUUCAUCUGUCGAGUCCUUCUCUUCCCCUACCUCUACUAUGUUUAUGGCAGGUACGCAUCUAUCCCUUUUUACCAGGUCCCUCUUGCUGUGCCGUGGCAGUGUAACUUGGGUGCUGCGCUGCUCAUGGCACCGCAGCUGUACUGGUUCUGCCUCAUUUGCCGCGGGGCUCUGCGCUUGUUCACUGGUGGCUCCCCACGUUCCCGUUGCCCUACCUCUCCCUCUAAGCUCCUCCUAGAUGGACACACAUCUUCUUUUCAGACAGCCAAUGGCUACUGUGGUCAGGCGGCCACUCUCGACCCGCCCACCACCACGAUCCACUAAGAGUGACACUCAGCUAAAGAACAAAUGUAUGUGUGUAUGUGUGUGUAUGAGUUUGAGACUAAAUGGGUCACAAAAUGAGUCUGAAUGAAUUAACUGUGAAGAAGAGGAAACGAAGUGACACUGGAUGUGCAGUACUAUAGCAGUACAUUACAGCAUUCUGUUUAGCUCCAAGACCCAUGUACUGCAUAUAGGACUGCUUUAGUAGACAUAUAAGAGCUGUGCUCACACACACACACACAAAAAAAAGACUGGAAUGAACUUUGCAGUUGUGUUUGCACAAUAGUUUCAACACCUGAGGCAAUAUGUGUCAUUAUUAUGCAUUAUAUGACACUAAAUGGGUUAUGGCUGAUUAGAUAGGCAUGUAUUGGUUUUGUGCAAGAAAUCAUACAUUUAAUGAUGAAUAAACGUGACGGAAAUUUCAUGGAAAAAUCCAAAUCGAAAUGCAAAUAUUUUCAAAUAAGAGUUUGGUUUUAGAUAAACCUAACUGGCAAUAAAACCUAAAUUGGUUACAUAAGCAAAAUCUUGCGUAUGUAAAACAGAGAUCUGCAAAGACAUGAGCUUUUUCAACCUCUACAGAAAAACCUUUCUGGAAUGUAUUAUUUUGUACAUGCUAGUUCCUUGUUUUUAGACAGCCUGGCUACGCUUAAUAACCGAAGCAUAAAAGAAAAGGUGAGAUGCUACUCAAAAGUCCUGUCCUAAGGCCUUAUGGUGACCUGUAGAUUGACUUUAAGGCAGAACAUUCAGGUAGAUCUUAACCAGCACUAUCAACUGUAUCUAUCUAUAUAUCUAUCUAUAUAUACUACUUGUAUAUACAAAGAUAAAAUAGACAACCCUGAAUUUAUAGGUGAGAAACGAACGAUCAAAUAUAUCGCUGCCUUAUCCAUUUUGGAAUUUUGUGUCAUUUUAGUUUUUGUUUGCUUUUUUGGAUAUAGGAGAGUAGUUAAAUGAAAAACAAACAAACAAAACAAAACAAAACAAAACAAAACAAAAAAACUACAGUGUGGGCAAGUCAAAGGUGAAAAUUUUCUCAAGAUUUUUGUUUAUGCUUAUUCUUUGAUGACAAGUCCAAAUUUAUUUAUUCAUUCUUUCGUUAAAAUGUCAUUUUUAAAAAAUCUAAUUAUUUAGUGUUCUGUCCAUUCAGUCCAAGAUUUAUGUCCGUUAUCAUACUGGUUAUGAAAAUGUAUGUUGAAACUGAUAGCCUGUAUUGAAUUCCUAAAUUAUUAAAGUUAUGGACAUAUGACCCUACAGUAAACCUGAAAUGCUUGCAACCGCUGUCUUGCUUUUCGGCUUUUUGGAAUGACGAUGGAAUAAACUACAUACAGGAGGGAAACUACAUCCGGUA